Molecule: messenger RNA, 3241 nt
Organism: Morone saxatilis (striped sea-bass)
Lineage: Eukaryota; Metazoa; Chordata; Actinopteri; Moronidae
Gene: ppp2r5d
Product: protein phosphatase 2, regulatory subunit B', delta
Source: RefSeq, a predicted model, not a curated record
AGCAAUAAGCUCCACCCCCUCCGCCCCGGGCUCCACCCACAGGAAGAGUACAUGCUGUACAGCGACAGUACCACUGUGGCUGUGUACUCCAUGGAGACUGAGACUCCGACAGCUGAAGACAUCCAGCUGCUGAAGAAGACUGUGGAGAGCGAGGCCUCACAGGGUAUGAAGGACCUGAAGAAGGACAAGGUCCUGAUGAGGAGGAAGUCGGAGCUGCCGCAGGACGUUUACACCAUCAAAGCUCUGGAGGCUCACAAGAGAGCCGAGGAGUACCUGACAGCCAAUCAGGAGGCUCUCUGACCGGGGGGGCGGUCCCUCCUGAGCCCUAUCCGCCGCCCUCCUGUCCGUCUCUCCGGGGAGGAAGCUGAAGCUGUCGUGGAGAAUUUGGUCUGGGGUCAGAUCAGGACGGAGCUGACAGGAAACCCCUCUGACCUCUGACCUCUGACCCCUGCUGGCCGAUGAGUCAGCAGUCAUGUGACAAUGACAUCAUCAGCUUAAUGUUGCACGUUCAUUCCAACACCUGCUGCCGUUUGACACAAGGGAUGAAAGACGGAGGGUCCCUGAACGCACCACCAACAGGCUGUCUCCAUUACAGGAAGUGAAUCUGGUUCUGGUUCUGGUUCUGGUCUUCCUCUGGACCUCCGUCCACAGUAAAACCGGUCCUCUCCGCUGGCGCUCUGUGCAGCAGGAAGUUUCUCAGCUGCUUGAGAAGACCGUGGAAGCAGAACCAGGUCCAGGUCCGGAGGCGGUCCAGAGGGGCGUACUAUGUGUCACCGUGACGACACGGCACCAGAGAGUCCGAACAGCCUGAUCCAUAAUGACUAUUGAUUAUCUGCUGAUACUUGUAUUCUGUCCCAACUCGUCUGUAUUAGGACCCGAACGCACGAUGGAAAGUUAUCAGUCGUUAGUGUUCUAACUUCGUGUUCGCGUCGAACAGAACCAAACCGUUUUGAAUGUAAUGUGCAGGUAUUGGCGCCGGAUCCAGAUUCUGCCGGUCGAUCCGAAGAACUUCGGGAUCAGAGGCAACGUCACUGUACGUUCUCCAGUCGCUGCUUUCGACCUUCGGGACCGACCCUGAAACCUUUGGAUCGGGUUAAUGUAUCCGGUGCCGAUCAGUUAAGAAAUGAACGAGCUUCGAUAUUGAUCCCUGAGAUCAGACAGCGGUUUGCACUACUCUAGUUACGCCGCUGCGUUCAGGGACAUCACUGACGUCCGGCGACCGCAAUGUUAGGUCCGCCUGUUUAAACUCGGUUACCAUGGCGACCAGGAGCGAGUACGCCUCUCUGGUGUCCGUUCGUUCGGUUCCUGAAGUGGACACGUCUGUCCUGUGGCACCUGAACGCAGCACAGAUGAGAUGCACUACAGAGCCCCGCCCCCUUCACCUGACCUGACCAAUCACCUGACGAGGAGGAGACACCGUGAAUGUAGACGGCCAAUCAGCAUCCAGAAGAAAUUCCAACGUUUACUUCCUGUUUGUGUCUGUUUGUCCGCUGUGACGUCAUCGACUUUAAACCAAUGAGAGAAGUCGUCCUUCGUUGUAGAACAAAAGCUGUAAUCUGAAUGUUUCCGUCUGUACGACCUGAACGCGUCAGGUCAAAGGUCAAACACGAUGAUGUGUUCAGGAGUUGUGGGAAAUUAUGCAAUCUGUAAAAGAAGCUUCAGAUCUGAAUAUUUGAACCGAAUUCAGAUUCAAUGAGUCUGUUUUUAUUUCAUUUAAUAAUUCAAUAAUUUCUACUCAUUAAAACGCUCUCAUCAAUUCCUGCUUAAAGCUUUACACAGAGGCUUUUAUUGUGAAGGAAACUGCAGGAAAUGUGGUCAGAAUCGAACCGGGGACGCUGUGAUCCUAAGUCCUGGUCCCAGCAGCAGACUUAGGUACACUUCCUGUAUCUGAACCACUUCCUGUGUUGGGACUGGGAGUCCCUGAACUCACCACAGCAUCUAAAACACGUCUGAAGACGAACAAACACUAACGUAGGCUGGAGCUGUACCUCGCCAAAAUAAAAGCUGGUGAGCAGAAUGAGAACUCAUCAGAUGUUUUUAAAAUGGAGAUAUCGUUAAAAACAGUAAUAUUCUCUCUGAUCUCCACCCUGCAGACUCCCAUGAUCCUCUGCUGCCUCGGUCUGGUUGAAUUGUUGUGAACAGAUAAACACAAUAAAUAAAUGUCACUAAUAAAAGUUUCCUGACGAGAACCAGCGAUGUGACGUUUAAGGUCUGCAGUAUUUACCGGCUCUCAUCCAUUCGAGAGCAUUAACGUCCGUCUGUGUUUGUUUUUAUUAACGAAGCUUCUCAUUAACAUUUAAGCGUCGCUGCUUGGCGUUGUGAGCAAUAUGGUUUAAAGAGACAAUCCUCAACACAAUUAUGAAAAUAAAAGUAUUUCGCUUUAUUCUUCAGGCACGUUGUUGUUACUGUAUAUUGUCACGUACACAAGCCCCUCCCCUUCGUUCUCCCAUUACGUUCUCAGCUGGUUUUGGUUCGGUGAAAUGUGGUCUUCCACUCGCUGUGGACCAAUGACCAUGGUGGUGAGUUAGUCCCCCCCUCGCCGCUGGACAGACUGGCCGCCACAGUUCAGCUUUAUUUUAUGUUUGUGACUUAAAAACUGACAAAAUACAACUUUGGUUGUUUAACGUUUAUUUGUAACCGAGGGUCGAUAUGGUUCAGGAAGUAGAGCGGUUUAUAGACCCACGUGUUCACACAUUUCCCUGUGUACUUUGUGUAGUUGGAGGAUCCUCCAGCAGGGGGCAGAUCAGGUCUGAGCCAGAAUAUGUGGAACUUCUUCACAGCUUUAUUUUGUUGUCGUCGUGGUUGGAACUGGGCGAUGUUUGUCUGAUACACUUUAUCAGACUUUUACAUAUAAAUAUAUUAAAUAAAGAAUGUUUCUGUCACCAAACUGUAAAGAACGUCCUCACUAACUGAAUGUGACGUAGCUCCACUGCACCAUGAUUCAUAACAACAAUAAUAAUCAUUUCCUGUCACGUUCAUCAGGAGAAAUUAAAGUUCAGGAAGUGAGUUUAUAAAGCCUCAGGACGGCCGGAGGAUGAAUCUGUAAUCCGACGGGAGCUCCGACCAACUGAAGAGGGUUCUCUUGUUUUUGUCCAGCAGCGACUCGACGUCGACACAAAGGUGAAACAUUUAGUGAAAGAACGCUGCUCCCUGUCAUCCUGUACAUACCUUUAAUUAGAGCAUUACAUAGUAUGAACUUUUGUAUGUAUGUACAGAACAAAAUAAACAGAAAUAAAGUGGA